Messenger RNA from Ciona intestinalis (vase tunicate), 2201 nucleotides. Its product is annotated as protein transport protein Sec61 subunit alpha. Gene Ontology annotation, biological process: protein transport. Gene Ontology annotation, cellular component: membrane. NCBI's taxonomy places the organism in Eukaryota, Metazoa, Chordata, Ascidiacea, Phlebobranchia, Cionidae. The record is from RefSeq and is a predicted model, not a curated record.
UUAAUCUCGCUUCCUACGUUUUGUGACUCGACACUCCAAUCCUUUUACAGUUUUAACUGGUUUAUUGUGCUGGUCAUACAGGUAGCGGUCUGAACUCAGGAUUUUAUAUACCCAAGUGUAGGUAUAGACAUUAAAAGUGCGUUGAAUUCACACCACACAUCAAAAUGCCAGUCAAGUUUCUGGAACUCAUAAAGCCGUUCUGUGUCGUCCUUCCUGAAAUAGAAAAACCUCAAAGAAAGAUUCAAUUCCGUGAGAAAGUACUAUGGACAGCAAUUACUUUGUUCAUCUUCUUGGUUUGUUGUCAAAUUCCUUUGUUUGGAAUUAUGUCAUCUGAUUCAGCGGAUCCAUUUUAUUGGAUGCGUGUUAUGAUGGCAUCGAACAGAGGAACUCUCAUGGAACUUGGUAUUUCACCAAUCAUUACAUCUGGUCUCAUCAUGCAGCUUCUUGCUGGAGCAAAACUUAUUGAAGUAGGAGAUUCACCAAAAGACAGGGCACUGUUUAACGGAGCUCAAAAGUUAUUCGGAAUGGUGAUCGCUAUUGGACAAUCUGUUGUUUAUGUAAUGACAGGAAUGUACGGUGAACCAGCUGAUAUGGGCGCUGGAAUAUGUCUACUCAUCAUCAUUCAGCUUUUUGUUGCGACUCUGAUUGUGCUUCUGCUUGAUGAACUUCUGCAAAAGGGUUACGGACUUGGAAGUGGUAUUUCUCUCUUUAUUGCAACCAACAUCUGUGAGACCAUUGUGUGGAAAGCAUUCAGUCCAGCUACUGUUAAUACCGGGAAAGGAACUGAAUUCGAAGGUGCAGUGAUUGCUCUCUUCCAUUUGCUUGCUACUCGUUCCGAUAAAGUCCGUGCACUUCGUGAAGCUUUUUACCGACAAAACCUCCCAAAUCUGAUGAACCUCAUGGCCACUGUCUUUGUGUUCGGGGUGGUUAUAUACUUCCAGGGAUUCCGAGUUGACCUGCCAAUCAAAUCUGCUCGUUACCGUGGACAGCAAAGCAGUUAUCCAAUCAAAUUGUUCUACACUUCCAACAUUCCAAUUAUCCUGCAAUCAGCUCUUGUUUCAAAUCUUUAUGUGAUCUCACAGUUGUUGGCCGUUCGUUUCCGUGGCAACUUCCUCAUUAGUUUACUUGGUGUUUGGGGGGAUGUUGAAGGGGGUGGUCCAGCUCGUUCUUAUCCCAUUGGUGGACUUUGUUACUACCUCUCCCCACCAGAGUCGUUUGCUGGGAUGUUGGCUGAUCCUAUACAUGCGUUUGUAUACGUGGCAUUUAUGUUGGGAUCAUGUGCUUUCUUCUCCAAGACCUGGAUUGAAGUCUCUGGUUCUGCUGCUAAAGAUGUAGCCAAGCAAUUGAAGGAACAGCAGAUGGUGAUGAGAGGCCACAGGGAGAAGUCUAUGAUCCAUGAGCUGAACAGAUACAUUCCAACUGCUGCUGCUUUUGGUGGUCUCUGUAUUGGAGCUUUAUCUGUGAUGGCAGAUUUCAUUGGAGCCAUUGGUUCUGGCACUGGUAUCUUGCUGGCUGUCACCAUCAUUUACCAAUACUUUGAAAUCUUUGUUAAAGAACAAGCAGAAGUAGGAGGCAUGAGUACUCUGCUGUUCUAAUGUGGUUGCACUCGCAUAGCUCAACUCAAAAAAGCAACCGUUUUUUCCGACAGCAAUAAUUUAUUGUGGUGCCACCGCAUUGGGGACUUUUUAAUGGCGUCGCUAUUUUUCUUGUCGGUGGUACGGGUAGAUUUUAAUUUGGAAGUUUCAAGAAAUUUAUAUAGAAGGCUUAUUUGAUGUUAUUUUCUUUCCGAAAAGAGCAAUUGGUGUCGAUUUCCAUGAUACUAACGUUGCUUUUGUUGCACCCGCACUAUUUCCUUGUAUGCUGAACCUGCAACGUUAAGCUGUAAACCUCCUGAUCAUGCUGGAGUUUCAAAAGCCACCGUGCCUAUAUAUAAAUACAUGUACAUAUCGUUGUUUCAGCAGCAACAAUGUUAUUUCUGUUUUUGUCGGGAUGGUUAUUGUCUGAAAUUUGCGUCGCAUAUAACGGAACACCAAAACUUACUGGCUUAGUUUUUAAUUACAAAGAUUUAACAACAUUAGCGCAAAUCUUAUUGCCUGAUAUGCGUGCUGCCAAAUUGAAAUGCCGGUUUGCGUUCCACUGUUACGUGUUGCAAUGUGUGCGCGAGCAAGUAUGAAAUGGUUAAUAAAAUUGGGAUAAAAUUA